AUUACCCGGCAGCCACUUUCCCCGUGUAUUAAAGCAAGAUGGCAGCUGUUGUUGAGAAUGUUGUCAAACUGCUGGGAGAGCAGUACUACAGAGAUGCCAUGGAGCAGUGUCACAACUACAAUGCCAGGCUGUGCGCUGAGAGGAGCGUUCGAAUGCCGUUCCUCGACUCUCAGACCGGGGUGGCUCAGAGCAACUGCUAUAUUUGGAUGGAAAAGAGACACAGAGGACCAGGCAUGGCUCCAGGACAGCUGUACACUUACCCAUCCAGGAGGUGGAGGAAGAAGCGAAGGUCUCACCCUCCAGAGGACCCCAGGCUUAUCUUUCCUCCUGUCAAGUCAGAGAUAGAUUUAGGACUGAAGAAGGAUGCUCUGUUGUCAUCGGAUGGCAGCAGCCUGGAGGCCCUGCUGAAAGGGGACUCUCUGGACAAGCGGGCGGCCACAGAUCUCCGAGGGUCCGAGGAGGAUUCAAACAUGAGUGAUUACACCGGAAACCUGAACCCUGCAGCCCGGAUUAGAAAGAGAAUCCUCGAGCCAGAUGACUUCCUGGACGACCUUGACGAUGAAGACUAUGAGGAAGACACGCCUAAAAGAAGAGGCAAAGGGAAGGGGAAGGGCCGAGGAGUGGGCGGCAGCAGGAAGAAGCUGGACACAGCUGCACUGGAGGACAGAGACAAGCCGUACGCCUGUGAUAUCUGUGGGAAGCGCUACAAGAACCGUCCUGGCCUGAGCUACCACUACGCCCACUCCCACCUGGCUGAGGAGGAGGGUGACGAGAAGGAAGACAUGGAAAUCAACGAGCCUGCCCUGCCGCUGCCCGAGGAGCCGAAAACUCCCAAGAAAGGUCCAGAUGGUCUUGCGUUGCCUAAUAAUUACUGUGAUUUCUGCCUGGGAGACUCCAAAACUAAUCACAAGACUGGCCAGUCAGAAGAGCUGGUGUCCUGCUCCGACUGUGGACGCUCAGGCCACCCGUCCUGCCUGCAGUUCACUCCUGUGAUGAUGGCUGCUGUGAAGACGUACCGCUGGCAGUGCAUAGAGUGCAAGUGCUGCAACAUGUGCGGCACCUCAGAGAAUGACGAUCAGCUUCUGUUUUGUGAUGACUGCGAUAGAGGCUAUCACAUGUACUGUCUCAACCCCCCGAUGUCUGAACCUCCAGAGGGGAGCUGGAGCUGUCAUCUAUGUCUGGCCCUUUUGAAAGACAAGGCAUCCAUAUACCAGAACCAGAACGCCCCGCCGUCGUGAUGGCUGCUCUGCCCUGCACACACUCAUCGCCCAACCGUCCCGCAGCACUAUGGUUUACCCUUAAAGAUCGAUGUUAAGCUCCCCUGACAAGCUGACCUCGGAGGGAGUGUGUUCUGGACAGACUAAUUGUGAAAAGGGAAGUAUGCUCUACCGGACUGGCCUCAGUUAGCCUCCGAUAUGACUGUUACACAGUUCCAACCUCAGAUUCUGUCCCAUAGAUUUUUAUUUUCACUUCCUUGCCACAUAGCCAAUUUGAGCAGUACUAAUUUUAAACAACAUAGACCGCAGCCAAAACAUCACCUCCUGUUCAGCUUUUUUACACAUUCAAAGUUGCUAAAACCUCGUCU
Messenger RNA from Stegastes partitus (bicolor damselfish), 1585 nucleotides. It is a transcript of the gene dpf2, whose product is annotated as double PHD fingers 2. The transcript has 11 exons. NCBI's taxonomy places the organism in Eukaryota, Metazoa, Chordata, Actinopteri, Pomacentridae. Gene Ontology annotation, cellular component: nBAF complex. Bases 39 to 1238 code for a protein of 399 amino acids. The record is from RefSeq and is a predicted model, not a curated record. Gene Ontology annotation, biological process: nervous system development.